GGUGUCGCCGAAAUUUGAUUUUUCUGUGGAUUUUUGCGUGGAAUUUGGUCAUACAUUGCCCCGUUUGCAUGAAACAAGAUGGGAGGCCAUAUUUGUUAUGUGUAAUUUUGCUCAGGAUGCGCGUUUCAAUUCAUGUUCUACAUUAUGGAAUAUUUUUGUGUUGAGUGCAAUUUUGGUAUUUUUUUAAAUUUUGCUGUGUGCGAUAUGAUGGCGCGAUCAUUAUACGAAAGUCGGAAUUACGGCUGUGGUGAAAUUCGUAGCAUAAGGCGCUUCUCGCCUUUAUGCCCGAGUCCUGGAAAAGUAAAACGCUACUACGAACUUUCCGAAUGUUUGAGAUAGCGACGUCGUUAAUAUUGCAGCUGAAAGCUUGCAAUGGAACAACAGCUAGGAGAUGGCCAAGUUACUGUUAUGCAGGCCGUGCCUGCAGGUGCAGCGGGACAACAAGUUCAGGUUGUACAGGUUAACCAAGCAGGACAAGUAAUACAAGGUUCUAAUGGGCAACAGAUUAUGGUUCAUGCAGUUCCACAGAGCCCACAAACCAUUCAAGUGGCAACACAGGGUGGACAGACAUUGCAGCCAAUUCAAGUUUUACCAGUUUCCAGCUUACAGGGUGGUGCAGGACAACAAAUUGUCAUACAGCAGCCACAACAGGCACAGAUCAUUCAGACUUCAGAUGGACAAACUUUUAUUUAUCAACCAGUGCAGAUUGAUGGUGGCGUUCAACAAACAACUCAGCCAACUGUGAUCAACUUGAAUGGAAAUCUGGUGCAGCUGGCAGGAGGCACAGGCCCUGCUGCUGUAACAGCAGCAGCUCCAGCCCCGGUUGUCACAGCAGCAACGCAACAGCAGAUCAACACCGCAAGUGCCAGCCCUGCUGCCACAGCUGUUCCCCAGGCUGUGGGUGUCAAUGGGAGUAAUAUUGUAAUGAUGGUGCCGGGUGCAAGUGGUGUGCACCAGUUUCAACGAGUACCCCUUCCAGGUGGUGCAGAAUUUCUUGAAGAAGAACCUUUGUAUGUAAAUGCAAAGCAGUAUAGACGUAUACUGAAACGCCGUCAAGCCCGAGCAAAAUUAGAAGCAGAAGGAAGAAUACCAAAAGAGCGACCUAAAUACCUACAUGAAUCAAGGCAUCGUCACGCAAUGAACCGCAUCAGAGGAGAAGGGGGCAGGUUUCAUUCAGGCUCAGUGAAGAAGAAACUGGAACUUCAACAGAAUAACAAUCUGCAAGUGGAAGCAAGAACAAACAUCAACAGUGUUCCUGUAACAUCAACUAGUUCACAAGUGGAUGCAGAUAACCUGGGAUCAACACUUGUCAUUGAGGUGAGGCCAUCAGACUGUCAGAAGGCAGGUGGUGAAUGGAAUAUGUUUGACUUGUCAUAGGGCUACUAGUGUUGCACAAGAUGUGUGAAGGCGAAUGCACUCAAUGUAAUUCGUGUCUUCAUGUGUGUAAAAUUUUGUGCAACAAUGAAAUGAAGAUUUGUGAAAUUUUUGCUAGCUCAGUGAUCACAACUGAGAUGUAAAGGCAGUGGUAUUCUUAAACAGUGUUAAGAGUUGUGUGGUGUCUCACAGGUGAGAUGCAGCUAUUUAUGACAGUCUGGUAAAUUCAGUGACAACUUGGUGUUUUUGUAAUAUGAUUGUUCAAGAGGGAGCAGUGAAUACUGCAGCCUGUCUCCAUGGAGAAUGAUUAAUAUUAAUCAUGUCUAUCCAAGAAACCUCUUUGUAAAUAAUGGCAGUGACUGACUGGGUUUAUUAUGUCAUCAGCAAUAGGUUUAUCUUUGCAGGACAGUUUUUAGACACUCUUAGUCUUCUCUUUAUUUGAGAAGACUACAAAUGACAGUGAUUCUCUCUACUGCUUAGGCAGUUUAACAGUAUUUAUGCAUAUUUUGUGUAGUUUUUAUUCUUGAUUUUCAAGACUGUUAAAAAUUUGUUAUGUCAUGUGUGUUAAAUGAAUCCUCCAAAAUAUGUAGAACAAUUUCAAGAGAGUGAAUUGUAUUAGCAUAAUUUUGGAGGAGUGGACUAAAUGUUUAGCAUUCAGCAUUUCAUUGCUGUAUGCUAGAGUAAAUGUAAAUAUUUGUGUUUGUAACAUGUGUAAUUUAGCUUGUAGAAUCAUUUUUAUAGUAUUUCAUUGAUUAAUUUAAAUAUGUGUGAUUGGGAAGUGUGCACAUGGAGUCUCUGGAAAUAGACCACAUAAAAAAAUUAAACUUUUUGUUGUUGUAAUCAGAUAAGUCCUCACUGGGUGAAAACACACAAUUAUGGUCUAAAAGUGUUGACAAGUGCUCGUCAUUGUAUUUUUUCUAUUUUAUUAUAUUCUGGAAUGUCUACUUCCAAGAUAAUUCUUGCCUUUUUAUUUUAAAAAGGUGAAAUCAAUUAUGGGUUAUGUGUUACUGGUCAGGUAGCUUUUCUUUCAUGAAACUAAAGACAAUAAGUUAAAAUAAUGGCAGUCACAUUGUGAAACACUCUUGCCAUGCCAGCAUUUCGUCACAUGUUGUAUCCCUGUGACUCAAAAUUCAAUAUUAGCACACCCUUUCCACUGUCAGUUGUUGCUAAACACUGCAAUAGAACCAAUUAUCUGUGAACCAACUAAGGAUACUGUUUCAGGUUCCUUGUUUAAAUGUACUCAUGCAUGCCGAUUGUAAUUAAAAGGUCUAUGCAAUUAUUUGCACAAAUAAAACUUGUAAUUAAUUAGCAGUCACUGUUGAUCAAAAGUUAUUGCUUCCAGCAGUUACAUGGUCUGCUUAGCCAAACUAAAACUGUUUUAACUGAUACAUAAUUAGGACAGGUCUCUUGUCCAUCUUAUGUGCAUUUCGUAUAUGGAAUGAAAAGAAACACUGAUUGGCCACAUAUAGAGUGAGGGCAGACAUUCAAAACAAGAGUUCUAAGAUUUGCUUUCUCUGAUCACAUGAUUAAUUAUCACCAUUUAAAUGACUGUUGUUAACUGCACAUAUCUGGAGAGAUGUUCGACUUGGCAAGUAUUUCAAAUUUUCUGCUCAUCAGUUAUGUACUCCAGUUUCUGAUACCCAGGGCUUAUCAGAAGAGUGAAACUACUAUAAAUGAGAGAGAUGACCAAGAAUGUAAUGAGUUAAGGGAUUGCUCAGAUUUGAAGAGACUGAUAGGUGCUCUGCUUGUACUGCACUGUAUUUGAUGGGAAAAGUGAUGGUAUAUUGUGAUCACAGUAUGAAAGCUGAGAAGCUCAAUUUCUUUUUAAACGAGGAAUUAUUUUUAGGCGACAAUCAGUUGUCUUUAAAGUUCCAACCUGCCACAUGUCAGCUGUGAAUCAUUGGCAUUGGAAUGAAUUGACUAAUUGUUUGCUUGUUGAAGGUUGGCAGUGGUGUCAUUCGAGUUGUGAAACUAAUAUUUAAUCAUGAAUUUACAUUGUGAAAUUAUCUUCUAUAAGAAGCUGUUAGACUUGUGACUAUGUCCUUGUCAUGUAGUAGCAGUUAUUUGGAGUUUGAGAGUACAUAAUGUAUUAAUUCUGGCUCUAUGGAACAUUGUUGAGUAAUGUAGAAUGCCUGUUUUUUUUCUCGUUGUAAUUUUUGGUGUACAUAAGGUUUUAUGAAAAAUAUGUUUUGUAAUGUGUAUAAAAUCUUUAUUCCUGUAAUUAUAGUAAAAAGUUUUUAUAAUUGCUGUUACAAGUAGUCUAUGUUACUUUUGUUAAGAUCAAAAUGUUAAAGGAAUAGUAUGAAAACAGCAUAGAAAGAAAUUUCAAAUGCAGUGAACAAAAUGAAAAUGAUUUUAUCCAGUAAUUUAUGUGAACAAUAUUUAAAUUUUAACUGUUUAUUUUUCUACUAUUUGCAACUGUGGAAUCAUAUUUAUAAAUAUCAUUGUCUUGGGAUUUCAGCUUUCACAAGUCAGUUGCUUAUCUGUAA
Schistocerca nitens (vagrant locust) is the source of this 3863-nucleotide messenger RNA. RefSeq names its product nuclear transcription factor Y subunit alpha (gene Nf-YA). Lineage: Eukaryota; Metazoa; Arthropoda; Insecta; Orthoptera; Acrididae. Gene Ontology annotation, molecular function: DNA-binding transcription factor activity, RNA polymerase II-specific; RNA polymerase II cis-regulatory region sequence-specific DNA binding. Gene Ontology annotation, cellular component: CCAAT-binding factor complex. The transcript has 8 exons. The coding region runs from base 373 to 1377 and encodes 334 amino acids. The record is from RefSeq and is a predicted model, not a curated record. Gene Ontology annotation, biological process: regulation of transcription by RNA polymerase II.